AUGCAUUCAGAGUUCUCUGGUGCUCCCGCCGCCGAACCAGUUCAGCCAAGUGAGGUGAGAGCAAGUGCAACCGCAGAUCUGAUCACGGACGGGUCAUGCCCCAUCUCCAUGGCCUUGGAUUCAAAAUCAAGAAGGUGGACGCUGCAACCUUCACUUCAUCCAUCCAAGUCCCACGUCCCACCUGCUGGCAUACUGUACUGUACUGCUGUGACCGCCGGUGGCCUGCAAACACACCGGUUCAAGCCUCGUACCCCCGCCCAUCGUGUGGUCUACCCGGUCCUACCUGGGACAGAUAGUACCUCGUACCUCCGGAAAUCGCCAAGCAUACUCUGCCGUGUCUGUGGCGGGAGCACUAUUAUCAAGAACCACGAACCCGCGAAUCUGAAGACUUCCAGCUCCUCCACCAAAUCAACCACAAUGCCGACCACGAAGCCCAAGAACGGUCAACGGUAUCGGAUAUGUGGUACGCCCUCACGACUGGGGUGUUUGACGUGCAAGAUCCGGAGAGUCAAAUGCGGGGAAGAGAAACCAUUUUGCAAACGAUGUACCUCGACGGGAAGAAAAUGUGAUGGCUACGGACCACCCAAACCAGCACACAACAGCGCGGUUGCGCAACGGACACCUUCGCUACCAAAAUGCAAUCCGACGACGACGUGCGGCGAGAAUCCGUUGGAGCAAAGACUUCUCUAUUUCUUCGCCACGGCUACAGCGCCCAGUUUAACGGGGACGUUCUCGUCGGAAUUUUGGGAGAAUAAAGUUGUGCAAAUGAGCAUGGUUGAGCCGACCAUCCAACAUGCGGUUAUUGCAAUCGCUGCAAUACAUCAAGACUUUGUCAAUAGGCACCACAGCCGGGGCGCCAAUUACGAUUCGAGCUUGCAAACUUUUGCCUUUCGACAGUAUACGAAAGCGAUCAGUAACCUUCACAAUCUAAUGUCGACUCGAGCGCAUCAAAUGGAUUUGACUUUGAUUUCAUGUAUUUUAUUUAUUACUAUCGAUUGUCUCUUAGGCAAUCAUGCCUCCGCCAUCAUCCAUCUCAAAGCCGGCUUACGGAUAUUACAAAACAUCAAAUCCCAACGAGAACAGAAAGGCCUCUGUGACGCAGAAUGGGAACGAAAUUACUCCCCUCCAUUAAUCGCCCUCGGUGUCCAGGCCGCCACAUUCGUGAACCCCCACCUUCAAAAAGAGCGCACAGAACUCUGGACUUUCUUAACGACCGCUGGUCUACACUCAAAACCGAUGGUUUUCACCUCCUUAGACACGGCACGCUAUGCUCUCGACACCAUCGUCGCCGAGAUCAUGACGGAUCGAACAUCAACUAACUCAAUCCUCGCCCACACAACCCCCGAUCCCUCGGGCGUCGCCGCCCACAAACACCUCGCAGCCCUACACUCCUGGUCCCAAGCCCUCUCCCACUUCAUCACCUCCUUCAUCUCCUUGGACCCCUCGGCCUCGAAACCGCGCCAGGGCGCCACGCUCCUAAAAGUCCACUCCCUCGUCGUCUCCAUCGUGAUCGGGCGCCCCGAAGACGCAGACGAGAAAUUCGAGGACAUAUUAGCCCUCUGCGAAUACCUAAUCACGACAGGAGGCUGCUUCACCAGCACGCUGACGAACUUGAAUUUCGCCGCUGACCAGGGCGUCAUCGCGCCGCUGUUCUUCACGGCGUUAAGGGCCCCGGAUCCAAGUGCCAAAGCUCGCGCGCUGGCAUUGCUGGCGAGAGCACCGGGCAGGGAAGGUAUGUGGGAUACGGAGGACGCGAUACGGGUCGCGGAGGGAGCGCAGAAGAGUGAUUCUCUCCAUGUCCCGAUUACGGCGGUGCCGAUGGCGCCCGUGACGGACGAUGUGGUGAUCUGGUUAGAUGUCGCGGCGCGGUUGAAGGCGAAGGUGACAUGGCCGUUUGGGGAGCGGCAGCCGGUGGAAGCGGGGCCGGUGCCGUUUCAGGGCGGGAUGGGGAUGGCGAUGAGUCCUGGGGAGCAGGCAGAGGCGCCGGAUUAUAUGCCCAAGUAUGCGUGGUUGUUGAGGAGGAGGAGGGGGAGCGAUGUUACGAGUUAGGAGUUCGUUGGGGUUGUAUAACACGAUACCAUGUUUUGGAGGAGUUUGUGGAGCGAUGCAUUUUUUAAGUGGGGAGGGG
Mollisia scopiformis is the source of this 2128-nucleotide messenger RNA. RefSeq lists its product as uncharacterized. The record is from RefSeq and is a predicted model, not a curated record. Gene Ontology annotation, biological process: regulation of DNA-templated transcription. Lineage: Eukaryota; Fungi; Ascomycota; Leotiomycetes; Helotiales; Mollisiaceae. The coding region runs from base 1 to 2049 and encodes 682 amino acids. The transcript is spliced from 6 exons. Gene Ontology annotation, molecular function: DNA-binding transcription factor activity, RNA polymerase II-specific; zinc ion binding.